Vicia villosa (hairy vetch) is the source of this 1110-nucleotide messenger RNA. RefSeq lists its product as uncharacterized. NCBI's taxonomy places the organism in Eukaryota, Viridiplantae, Streptophyta, Magnoliopsida, Fabales, Fabaceae. Gene Ontology annotation, molecular function: catalytic activity. The record is from RefSeq and is a predicted model, not a curated record. The coding region runs from base 1 to 1110 and encodes 369 amino acids. The transcript has 2 exons.
AUGGAUUACCCUACCUCAGUUACCACUACAUCUUUGGGGGGAAAAAGUAUCUCCAAGAUUACUAGUGUGAUAGGCAACCCCAUAACCACUGAUGAAUGCACGGCAAAGAAGCUGAGGAUUUCUUAUGCUCGUGUGCUGGUUGAAGUGGAUAUCACCCAGAAGAGUAAGGAAUCGAUUUGGAUCAAGGACCAUACGGGGAGAAGAUUUGAGCAAAAAGUGGAAUAUGAAGGAAAACCUAAAUAUUGCCAACAAUGUUUGAGAAUGGGACAUGAUUGUUCUAUUAAGCCUGUGAUAAAAAAGAAGAACAAAGACAAAGUGUGGCAGGCCAAAACUGUGGAGAUUGAUGAAGUGAAGAACAAGGAGGAUGAGCACAUUCAGACCACAGAAGACACAUGGAUUGAGGUGUCAUCAGACUGGAGGUACUCUGAUAGGGGAGUCCUCACAUACUACAUGAUAGUUACUUGGAAUGUAAGGGGCAUGAAUAAUGGAUCUAGGCAUAGAGAAAUUUGGUCUUCUCUUGUUGAGUUCAAAGUCCCCAUUGUUGCUCUUCUUGAGACCAGAAUAAAAGAGCAUAAUGCUACUAGCAUUAAGAAUAAGUUUGGUAAGUGGAACAUAGAAGACAAUUAUAAAGAUCAUCCCAAUGGUAGAAUUUGGCUUUUCUGGAAUCCUAAUGACAUCAGGCUGCAAGUUAUACACACAUCAGCACAAUAUAUGCACAUGGAGGUGUAUGGUCUGAAUGGUGGCAGACAGGUUGUAAUCAUUGUUGUUUAUGCCUUCAAUCAAUUGGAUAGAAGAAGAACUCUGUGGCAUGACUUGGAGGCCAUAGGGCAGGGAAUACAGGAUCCUUGGAUUGUGAUAGGAGAUUUUAAUAAUGUGCUCAAGAGUAUUGAUAGAGUUGGAGGAAACCAUGUUCAUGAAAAUGAAUAUAUAGACCUCACUACUUUGAUGCAGAGAAUAGGCCUUUUUGAGGCUAAUACUAGAGGAAGCUAUUAUACUUGGACCAAUAAAAGUACCUCUAAUCCAAUCUAUUCUAGAAUAGAUAGGAUGAUAGGGAAUAGUGAUUGGUUCCAAAGGUUUAGUGAUGCUAUCAUUGAAGUCCUCCCUCCCUGA